This is a messenger RNA of Dichomitus squalens LYAD-421 SS1, 2544 nucleotides long. RefSeq lists its product as uncharacterized. Bases 1 to 2544 code for a protein of 847 amino acids. Lineage: Eukaryota; Fungi; Basidiomycota; Agaricomycetes; Polyporales; Polyporaceae. Gene Ontology annotation, cellular component: GARP complex. The transcript has 17 exons. The record is from RefSeq and is a predicted model, not a curated record. Gene Ontology annotation, biological process: retrograde transport, endosome to Golgi.
AUGGCAGUCGAAGCCGCUCGCCUACCUACGCCAGCUUUCAGGUUGCGGGAGGACGAGCUUCCGCCAGAGCUCAUACUGUCUAUCGAACGUAUCCUUGAGCUGCACACGACUUCGGACACGGAUCCUCUGGACAAGCUCACGAAUGAUUUUGAUCCCAUAGGAGUCCUAAACGAGUACUUUCCCGACGAGGCUGCGCUGGGACAGUUAGAAGCCGUUCAGGAGCGACUGGCACAAUAUGAGCGGGACCUCCAGGCAGAGAUCAAUGCGCUCCGGGAGGAACUGCGUAAGGACCAGGACCCGAGCAGAAUGCAGCUCAUACAGGAGAUGAUUUCGGACCUUCUUGGCCAAAUGUCCCGGAUACGCGAGAAGGCCACGGAGUCCGAGGCUGUAGUCCGAAACAUUACCAAGGAGAUCCAGGUCCUUGACUUGGCCAAGAAGAACCUCAUCCUGAGUAUGACGACGCUCAAAAGGCUGCAAAUGCUUGUGAACGCGUUAAGCCAGUUGGAGGACCAGAUCAAGGAGCGGAAGUACCACGACAUUGUACAGUCGCUCGCAGCAGUCAAGCAGAUCGGCCAGUCAUUCAAGCCUUAUACCUCCGUGCCGCGGAUAGCCCGACUAUGGCGGCGCAUACAGGAGAUCCAAACAGAGAUACGCACAAUGAUUGACCAGGAUUGGGACAAGUUCUAUAUGCAGGAUCCUGCAAAGCCCAUAAAGCCAGCUGUGGUCGCAGAUGCUUGCCUUGUCCUAGACGUCUUGGGUCCGGAAGUCCGCGCUCAGUUCGUUGAGCGCUAUGUCGCACUGGAGCUAAAGGAAUACCGUCGCAUAUUCCGUGCUACUGAUGAGGCAGGGCAGCUAGACAAUAUAUCCCGGCGCUUUGCGUGGUUCAGACGAUUGCUCCAGACACAUGAGACUGAACAAGGCCGAGUUUUCCCUGCCGAGUGGAAAACUGGCUGGUUCUUGACCGCAAAGUUUAUCGAGAUCACAAGAGAUGACAUGACAGCGUUGCUGUCGAAAGCAGGGUCAAAACUUACCGUGAAGCAGCUCCUCGAUACCCUGGCCGAGACGAUGGAGUUCGAGGCAUCAGUGGUUAAGAAGUUUUCCACUCCUGUGCGCGAAAUCUUGAAGGCGACGACGCCAGUGAACGCCACGCGCCCAUCGAAACCCAUCACGUCCGCAUUUGAGGCGCACAUGGGUGUCUAUAUUGACGCACAGGACAAAAUCCUGUCAGACAUGCUCGCGCAAUAUCGAGGCUCCAAGUCUCGCUCCUCUCUAGAGGCCAUAUCUACCUCGAGCAGCGCGGACGACGAAGGGGCACCCCCGGUCCUCGUCCUUCCAUCGUCUACCGAGCUGUUCUACUUCUACGCCCAAACGCUCGACCAGUGCGCCAGGUUAUUCACGGGCCAGCCGCUGUACGACCUAUGCGCUCUGUUCAAGAAGUGGUUGCGCAUAUAUGCGGAGGAGGUACUUGUGCAGAGUUUGCGAAGACCGGCGAACUUCACGCGAAAGUCCGUAGACACCCGAUACGACCUUGCUGAACUCAAAAAUGCCUGCACGCUCAUCAACACGGCCGAUUACUGCCAGACAACGGCUCUUGAGCUCGAGGAAAACAUCAGGGAGAAAUGCGAUGAAGCUUUCAAGGAGAAAAUCACGCUACAGGAGGAGCGGGACCUCUUUGUGAGCGCGAUCUCUGCAGCAAUUGGUGUGAUGCUUCGUGUGCUCGAAUCCGCCAUAGAAUCACCGUUUAACAUGCUCUCGCGUACACCUUGGACGACCGUGAAGCUGGUCAGCGGGCAGUCUGCCUAUGUCCAGGACCUGCUCAGCAUUAUUCAACAAAUCGCUGAGGCGGUCAAGCCGCUGGUUGAGCAGAAGAAGUAUAUAAGAAAUUACUUUGAUAAGGCGGCAAGUACGGUGUUGGCCAAGUUCACGAACGCUCUGGUGAAGAGCAGGCCAUUGCUGGAGAUCGGCGCAGAGCAGCUCUUGAUCGAUCUGCAAGCUAUCAAGGCCUGCCUCUUGAAGAUACCCGGAGAAGCACUCACGACGUCAAACUACACAAAGAGUGUGAACAAGCACACGACCAGGUUGGAAGCGCUGCUGAAGGUCAUCGUGACCCCGGUGGAUCCCGCUGAAGGUUUUAUUCUCAACUACACACUGGUCAUCGGCGACGCCUCCUUCUCCAACUUCCAGAAGAUCCUCGACCUCAAGGGUACGCCCAAGGCCGCACAGAACGACCUCCUCGACUCCUUCCUUACCAUCACGAGCACCAAACCCGAGCUCGAGAGCACGUCUUUCCUCUCCUCGCUCGACAUGGACCCGGGCUCCAUUGCGAACCUGACAAGCCCCGGAAGCAGCCGCGUGUCGCUCAUUCCGGGCGCCACGGCGGGCGAGAGCAUUCUCGCGGCGCUGUCGUCGCCCCAAGUGGCGAACGCCCCGUCAACUGGCUCUGAUGGAGUUAGGUCCGACCAGGCGAGCAAGCGGGAAGUGUUCUCGGACUUUAAGCGAUUUGUCAGCUUCGGGCUGAGGAGAGAGACACUGCCUCCGUCUUAG